AGUUGUUACGGCAACACUGACUGGAAGGCUGGGCAACCCUGCUUAGUGUAGAAAAAUACUACUGCAGAGACAAAAAAUUUUUUCACACUACAGUACUUGAUUUGAUUUUUGUCUGCCAUUAAUUUUUGUGAAAAAUCUUAUAAUGGCAUAGGAUGAUUAAGAAGCAGACUAAUAAUUAAAGGGAUAUAAACAAACGAGGCCAAUACAAGGAUUCUUUUCAUCAAAGACCAAAAAGGAAAUAAAAUCCAGGGGAAGUGAAAACAAUUUUAAAGUACAUAACAUAUAUUGUUUAAAAAAGUGAAAACAAUCAGCAAAUUUUGAAAUCUUUUAAAGACACUUUUGCUGUUUGCAUCAUAUUUUUGAAGCUAAAGGCGGUGGCACAUUGUUUUUUUGUGAAGCAUCAAAAUAAAUGCAAUAAUUACAUCAACCAAUAAUUACAAAAGAAAAAAAUAAAGAGUUAUAUCAAAAUAAAAACUAUAAUAAUUCACAUAACCAACAAAUAUUGCAAAUAUUUCGUGAUUCUUUUAAUAAAAAAUACCAAAAAGAAGUUUUAAAUAAAUCAAUAAAUUAUUAACAAUUUACAUAUAAAUUGUUAAAAAAAAAAAUAAUAAUAAUCAACCAACUAACCAAAAAGUAUAACGAAUAUUUAUUCAUUGUAAUUUUUCGAUUUUAAUUGAAAAAACACAAACUUAUGAAUUGAAAUAUUGCAUAAAACGAAAAACUGCAAAACUAAAGUAAAACUAAUAUUAAUUUCAAAAGUGGCUUUUGGCGGAUGAUCGGUUCAUACAUACAUCAAUACAAAUAAAAAAAGACAGGAUAUUCUCGAAGAAAAUACAACAAUAAAAUCCAAAGACUUGCUUUGAAAUUUAUUGCAUUAGAUAAUGUUUUAUGCCAUUUAAACAAAAAAAAUAUUAAAUAAUAAAAAAUUACGGCCAUAUAAAAAUUAACAUUCUAUUUAACAAAGAAAAAUACUAUAAAUAUCUAUUACUUAACUAAAUAUAUCGGGGAGAAAAAUUAACCCUUUCAACGUUCCUUAUUAUACAAAUACAAAUUAUUAAGAAUUCCUUCAUAUAUCGUAUCUAUCACCUUGUGUUUUAAUCAAGCACGGUUCAAGAGUUUUUAUAUAUGGCAACUCUCGAGGAAUACGCACCUAGUAUAUUAAAUAGCUCCGCCUCCAAUUCCUCUUCUACAAUAACUACCAUUGCCACCACUAAUAGCUGCACUUCUGCUACCAACUCUUUUGAAUCCUCUUUACCCCCUAUUACCAAAGCAUUAGAAUCCGCUUCUAAUUGCAGUGCUUCCACUGUGGAUUCAAUUGUUGAUAAGCUCGUCAAUUCAUUGGAUUUAAGCGAUACCCUUCUGGCUAGCAACGUGAUUGCAAAGGAUUUAAGAAGCGUUUCGUCGCGUUCGUCUUCAGUUGCUGGUAGCCUAACUUUGGGAAGCUUCGGUGGGGGCAAUAUGUUUAGUGAGGUGUUUGAAAGUAACAUUGGAACUGAAUUGGAGUCUGGUUCAUUAGAAGACUCAUCCGGUUCAUUGGGAGAAGGCGGUGUUGAUAAAAAUUGCAAGAUCUGCAGUUCCCGCUUGCAAUCGCCUCGUGUACUUUCAUGUCUUCAUGUCUUCUGUGAAUCUUGUCUGUCGAAGUUGUUAAACGACGAAUCAGGCAAUAUUUCUUCAUCGUCUUCUAUUUCUUCUGUUGCCGGAGAAAAUAUUUCUACAAGUUCUGCUAAGUCGCAUAUUGAGUGUCCUACUUGCAAGCAAGUUACUGUGGUUGGUGUCAAGGGUAUUCAAUCAUUGACAUGCGAUUAUAUUUUAACCAAUAUUUUGGACUUGGCAACAAUCGAAUCGGAACAACUGCAUUGCACUUCAUGUAAAAGUAAGGAGAAUGCUAUUUCUCGCUGCAAUGAUUGUGCCAAUUUUUUGUGCAGUGGUUGCGAUAAUGCCCACAAGUAUAUGAGAUGUUUUGAGAAUCAUGGAGUUGUUAAACUUGAAGAUUUGCAAAAGUCGGCCGAUAGUGAUAAGCCCUUGGUUAUACAUAAGCCACUUUAUUGUAACGUUCAUGUAUCGGAGAAUCUCAAGUACUAUUGUUUUAAUUGUCAAAUCCCGGUAUGCAAUGACUGUUUGAUUGCUGACCAUAAGGGUAGUGAACAUCAUUAUGAUAUAAUUGGAUCUGCUGAGAAAUCGGUGCGUGGAGAUGUUGAAAAUUUAAUGAAGGAGGCUAAAUCAAAGGUGCAAUAUUGUGAUGAUGCUGCUGCUAAUUUGUCCAGUGCAUUGACUGAACUUCAAACUCAACAUGAUUCUGCUCGAGAUCUCAUUCAGGACACUUUUGAAAAUUAUAAGAAGAUUUUGGAGAAAUGUCGCGAUCAGGCUUUGAUUGAACUUGAAAAAUUGCAUUCAGAAAGGGAGUUGAAAAUAAUGGAUCUAAUGCAAAAUAUUGAAAAUACUAUGGGUAAAAUCGAAAACACUUGCAAGUUUACCAAUCGUGUGUUGGAACAAGCUAAUGCUACCGAAUUUUUGUCCAUGAAAAAGUUGAUUGCUACUCAAUUUAUUAACUUGAUCAAUACUACACCCAAAUGCGAUAUAAAUUAUUCGUUGACCUUUGAUACGAAAGCGGAGAAAUUUGAGCAGGUGGCCCAAGAGAUGUUCGGCAAGUUUCGCACUGAAUCUACUCCUCCAUCUCCAAAAGAAAGCACUCCGCCACCAACAUUGCCUGGCAUGCCACCGAAUAUGAUGAACGGUGGUCGUGUUGGCAAUGGAGGCGGCAAUGUGGGAAUGAAUUGCUCUAACAGCUCCCAGGGUCAGUUGACCAGCUCAGUUACUGCUAGCAGUCCGAUUUCCUUGCCAACUUCUAUGCAAAGUUCAUUCGAUGGUGAUUUAUAUGCAUUGGGAAAUGGUUUUAUGAUGUCAAAUGUUCUUACACCAGAUUCCCCACCCCAAGGUCAGUCGGGUAUGCUUCACCAUAAUCAUCAGCUGCAACAUCAAAGUAGCACUUCUUCACAUCACAGCGGGGUAAAUGGUUUCAAUAGCAUUGGGUCCAUUGGCUCAGGGGCUGGUAAUAAUCUCAAUAAUAACAUGAAUGCUUCUUCCGCUGGCUUAAAUGGAGCUUUGGGUGGCUCACAGUUGGGUUCUGGUCUGAACGGUGGACCACUUAUGGGCCCCCAGGGAUUGAAUGCUUUGAACGGUACUGGACCGUCCAAUGGUCUUAACUCUCUAGCAAAUCCAAUGAAUAACAGUCUUGCUGCUGGUCUGAAUGGUUCUCUCGGCGGAACUGGAGGUGUCGGCGGUGGACCACCAAAUGGAGGCUACAACAGUAUACUCGAAUACAAUUUAUCUCGUCUUGCCAGUCUUACCGAAAAUACUCCUGAUACUCUUAACGACGCCCUAGUUGGACCGGCUGCUGUACCUUCCAACCAGUCGAUUGUUCCCGCUUCUAAUGCCCAAAACCAACAUAUAACUUUAGCUGACCUUCUCUCUGGUGAUCAACGUGCUUUUAAUAAUCUACAAGCUCUCGCUAAGCUAGGCUUAAAUAACAACGAUUACUGCCUACCUACAGCACCAUCGCCAAGUCUGCCCACCUUACCACCGAUGUGUCCUGGUGGCAAUGGUGGUGGCUCAGUUGAUGACAUGAGCAUGACUAGUUUCCAUGCACCACCACCCCCGCCGCCCAAUACAACCAGCAUAAUAACCGGUCGCAACAAGGCCACCCCAAUGCAAAUACGUUGCAAGUUUGGAUCGCUGGGUACAUCCAAGGGACAGUUUAAUUCUCCUCAUGGCUUUUGCUUGGGUGUCGACGAAGAAAUUAUCGUCGCCGACACUAACAAUCAUCGCAUUGAAAUUUUCGACAAGUCCGGAAAUUUGAAAUUCUACUUUGGAGUGCCCGGCAAGGAGGAGGGUCAAUUAUGGUAUCCCCGCAAAGUGGCUGUAAUGCAUACUAACGGCAAAUUUGUGGUUUGCGAUCGUGGCAAUGAACGUUCUCGUAUGCAGAUCUUCUCCAAGAGUGGUCACUUUAUGCGUAAAAUAGCCAUCAGAUACAUAGAUAUUGUAGCUGGUUUGGCUGUAACGUCUAAAGGGCAUAUUGUUGCUGUCGACAGUGUUUCACCCACUGUUUUCGUCAUUUCCGAGGAUGGCGAGUUGGUACGUUGGUUUGAUUGCAGCGACUAUAUGCGUGAACCCUCGGAUAUCGCUAUUAGAGACAACGAUUUUUACGUAUGUGAUUUUAAAGGCCACUGUGUAGCUGUCUUCCACGAGGACGGUACUUUCCAGUAUCGUAUUGGUAAUGAAAAAGUUACUUGUUUCCCCAAUGGAAUUGACAUUUCUAAUGCUGGUGACAUAUUGAUUGGGGAUUCUCAUGGCAAUCGUUUCCAUGUUGCUUGCUAUUCGCGUGAUGGCAUAUUGCAAUCGGAGUUUGAGUGCCCACAUGUCAAGGUAUCGCGUUGCUGCGGUUUAAAGAUUACUUCGGAAGGUUAUGUUGUUACUUUGGCUAAAAAUAACCAUCAUGUUUUAGUGCUCAACACUCUGUAUGUUCAGUGAUUGCAAAAAAGAAAAGCACUGAGUGCAAGAAACGAUUUGUUACAAUGUGGAAAAACUUUAAAUAUAAACAAAUAUCAUAAUCGUCAUCAGCAACAACCGCUACAGCAGCAACAGCAAAAUUUGAUUCAAAAACAACAACAAUUACCGCAACCACAAUCUCAAUCGCAGUCACAGUCGCAACUUCAGUUGAAAACCAAAGUUUUUCCUACAGCCAAUAAUACGGUUGUUAGUAAAAAUCUAAAUAUAUCGUCGUUAUCAACUUCGACAGGAGCAGUACCAACAGCAGCAGUAUCAGCAUCAGCGGUGUCAACAGCAGAUUUAGCAGCAAUGAAUUUCAAUUUGCCUUUAAUUAGCAAGCAGCUUUAUAAUGAAAAUGGUGAUAAUAUUGAACAAAACAAAUUACAUUUUAUAGAUUAUGAUGAAAUUUAAGGCAAUAAUAUUUUGUAUUUUCAUUAUUUUUUAUUAAUAUUAUAAUUAUAAAGUAACAAACAAAACAAAGCAAAAGAAAGAAACAAAAACUAUAAACACAUAAUUAUAACAACGCCUCCAAAGAUACGACGAAAUUUUGAAUUUACGCCGCCAAAAGCCAAAAAAAUCAUAUUUUUUUUUAAACACCUCUUCUUACUAUUAUUAUAACUACUACAACAACUAUUACUACUUUUAUUAUAAAUUAUUAUAUUCUACAUCGUUUUACACUUUACACUUUUUUAAAUGUAGUUAAAAAUAUUAACAACAAACAAACAAACAAAAGGCCGUUUUUAUAUACAACAAUAUUAUUAUAGCUUAUAUACAUAUAUACAUACAUAUAUAGUAUAUAAUUAUAUGAAGAGAUUUUUUUUAUUUUAAAAUAUAUUCCUUUUUUUAUUAUUUUUAUUACUUAAAGAUUUUACGGUAGAAUUUAAAAAAAGUUUUCUUAUACAAGAUUAUUUUAUAUGAAAAUUUACUAAUUUAAAUUUUAUCAAAAAAAAUGAAACAGAAUAUUCGAUUAAAAAUUAAAAAAGAAAAAAAAAAACACUUUUUGUUUUUCAAAAAUAAAUCUCAAAAACCAAGCAUACAAUUUAUAAAAUAUUUUGAUCUCUUUGUAUUCAAAUCGUUUUUAUUUGUUUUUUUUUUUUUUAAUAUAUAGUUCAUCACUAAAUAACAAACUUAUUUACAAAAACAAAAAUUGUUUCUUUUUUUUAAUUAUUAUUUUUUUGCCUUUAAACAAUUAAACUUAACAAUACAAAAGAAAAAACAACAAAUGUUUUAAAAACGUUGCAAUGUAAAGAAAAACAAAAACAAAAAAAAAAAAAACAUAAUUAAAAACAAAACCUAUAAAUAUUGUUAUUUUAAUACUUUUUUAAUUUUGUUAUGUUUUCCUUUUUUAUUAUAUUAUUUUAAAGAAAAGUUUUUACUUUUUGUUAGCUCGUAAAUGUAUUUAAUCUGUAAACACAUUAUAUUCCUUUUUAAUUGAAUCAAUUUCCCCAUGUUAUUUUUUAAAUAAGGCUGGUUUUCCAAGACAUUAUUUUUUAUUUACUCACUUGUGUUAUUUUUUUUUUAUAAUAAAAAUAAACUUUGUUAACUUUUUUUUAAAUAAGUAAUUUACUUUUUAAACUAUUUACAUAAACAAAUGUUUUAGUAUAUUAAAUAUAUAAAAACACAAACAAAUUUUUAACUUAAAAAGAAAUGAAAAAAAAAAAAACAAAAAACAAAUAAGUUUUUAAUAUUUUACUUUGUUUAUUUAAUUUAAUAUUAACUUAUGUGUUUCAAAUAUUUUCUUGUCAUUUUUAUUGUAUUUUUUAUUUUAUUUUUUUAUAUUUAUUUUUUUUUAUUGUAAAGAAGAAAUAUAUAAUUUAAAAAUAAUAUUUUUUUAUUAACUAUUACAAAAGAAUUUUUUUUACAUGUAUACAUUAAAUUACACCAUAUACAGUUUUGAACGAACGAAAAAAGAAAAUGUCGAAAAUACAAAAAAAAAAAGAAAAGAAA
This is a messenger RNA of Lucilia sericata (common green bottle fly), 6492 nucleotides long. RefSeq names its product brain tumor protein (gene mei-P26). The transcript is spliced from 9 exons. The record is from RefSeq and is a predicted model, not a curated record. The coding region runs from base 1126 to 4527 and encodes 1133 amino acids. Gene Ontology annotation, biological process: positive regulation of DNA-templated transcription. Lineage: Eukaryota; Metazoa; Arthropoda; Insecta; Diptera; Calliphoridae. Gene Ontology annotation, cellular component: chromatin; nucleoplasm. Gene Ontology annotation, molecular function: protein binding; ubiquitin-protein transferase activity; zinc ion binding.